GCCAAAGACCUGCUGGACUGUUUAGCCCUGUCGGCCGAGCAGGACACGCUGGACACCGGAGGCGAAGCGAAGAGUCUGGAAGCCGAAGAGGAUGCCGAGUUGGCUGAGGUUUGUUUGUUUCGCUUCGGCCGCUUGAUCCAGGCUCUACGCCUCUCCAUGGGCGAUGCCGCAGAGGCCCCAGAAGCAAAGCGUGCGCGAGGG
Symbiodinium natans is the source of this 201-nucleotide messenger RNA. The record is from the annotation of a GenBank genome assembly. NCBI's taxonomy places the organism in Eukaryota, Dinophyceae, Suessiales, Symbiodiniaceae.